AUGAUUCCAUACGAAGCAGUCUUUGGUCAAAAACCACGGAUAGGACUGGCAACAAAAGUACCUCGACAGUUGGUAGAAAAUAUAAUGACAGGUACAUUGGAAGAGGAUAUUAUACUGAAAAUGCUUUUAAAUGAGGACAAAGAGGACAAUGAGGACGUACAAGUACUCAAUACUGAAACAAUAGAUUUAGAGCGUACGCAAGAUACAGAAGAAGUAUUAGAAGCUACUACUGCGUGCUCGCAGCAUAAUAUUAUUCCAGAAAAUAAAAUAGAACAAAAACUCGAGAAAUUAAUAAAGACCACGCAAAAAAUUUCGGAUAUUGAAAGUGACACCGACAAAGUAAGUCUAUGCAUAAAAUGUAAUUUAAAUUAUUGA
This is a messenger RNA of Rhopalosiphum padi (bird cherry-oat aphid), 375 nucleotides long. RefSeq lists its product as uncharacterized. The record is from RefSeq and is a predicted model, not a curated record. NCBI's taxonomy places the organism in Eukaryota, Metazoa, Arthropoda, Insecta, Hemiptera, Aphididae. The transcript has 2 exons. Bases 1 to 375 code for a protein of 124 amino acids.